GGGAGACAGGAGGGAGGGAGCACAAGUGCAGGCGAGGACUAUCGCUGCAUCCUUCUGAAAGAAGACAAAAUAACAACAACAACCCCAAGGAGAUCUCGUCCAUAUCAUCUUCCUCUCUUCCGCGUCCUUUUGCCUCUCUCUUCCUGGCCAUUGUCCAAGCCUUGGCUGUAGAAUGAGCUCCAGCCUGCUGGAAAACCCGGUGCAGGCGAUCUUGUACCUGCGGGAGCUCACCACCAUCGUGCAGAACCAGCAAAGUCUCAUCCAGACGCAGCGCUCCCGCAUCGAGGAGCUGGACCGGCGAGUGGAUGAGCUCAUCGGGGAGAACAGGCACCUGCGAGAUGUCCGCGUGCAGCAGCAUCAGCAUCCCUACACUGCGUACCCGCACCACCUCCUCCAUCAUCACCACCAUCAGCUUCACCCCGACGUAGGCUUCCUCCAUCACCUCCACCUCGCUCAGGACCCGCAGACCAAGAGCUCCGCGGCAAACUCCGCGGCGAGCCCCGCGCCUGAGGAGGCGGCCGCACCGGCACAACAAGUCGACGGGGCCGCGGUGGUCCAGCCCCCUCCCACGGAACCUUUGGACCCGGGAGACAUGCAGCUGGUUCCGGCCGAGCCGACUCCGGAUUCGCCGAUCGAGAGCGAGCCGGAUAACGGCGGGAGUUGCAGCGGGUGUCGCUCCUUGGUUCCGAUGACCCCGACCACUCUGUGUCGGUCAUUGGCCCUCGCCAAGACCUCCGAAAGCGAGACGGUGCUGCAUCAGUUCUGCUGCCCUGCCCCUGAGCAUCCUGAGGCUGACACAAGUGGCACGUCCAGCGGCCGGUUGCUGAGCCUGGAGGACGGUUCGUCCUCGGGUAGACCGGACGUGGAGGGCACCGCAGCCAAACGGGAGGGGCCCAGCGAGUACGAGAUCUCCCUGGAGAACAAAAACAAACAGAUAGAAGACCUGGAACAGAAGUACGGAGGCCACCUCAUCUCCCGACGGGCCGCCCGUCGCAUCCAGACCGCCUUCCGUCAGUACCAGCUAAGCAAAAAUUUCCAAAAGAUCCGCAACUCGCUCUCGGAGAGCAAGCUACCCCGCCGGAUCUCCUUGCGCCAACCCAGCCCCUCGGGACGGAACCGCAAUAGCGCCCAGAGACACAGUUACUCUCUCCACCCGGGAGGGGGACAGAUACCGCUACGUUCCAAGACGCCGCCUCCGCCGCCGUGCCGCUCCACUUCUCUGCCCCCGUCUCCCGCGUCCGCCCCAGCAGCGGCUGCCCCUCCGGCCACGGGACCGGCGCCCGCUCAAAGCUCUGGACCCUCGCUCUCACAGCUGGAGGACUGCUUCUCUGAACAACUCCACUCGCUGGCCCAGUCGAUAGAUGAGGCCCUCCGUGGUUGGAGCGUAUCGGAGGGCCCGGAGGGCCAGGGCCUCCUCAUGGACCCAGGGGCUCUCCGUGCCGCCGCAGAGAGUGCCUGCCUCCCCCGCAGCGCCAGCUCUCUGCUCAUGGCCUUCCGGGACGUCACCGUCCACAUUGAUAGCAACAGUUCCUACACCAUCUCCUCUGCAACCACCACUACCACCACCUCCCUGGGCAACGCCGGCGGCGAAGCGGGCAGCAGGAAGACCUCGCUGAGCGGGAUGGGCCUCGUCAGAGGAGAGUCAGCUGAAGAGCCUGAAUUCCCUGCGCCUCCUCCAAGCGAGGAGCUGGAGAAUUUGGAUCCGGGGUCGCGGAGGGGUUCAGCUGUGCCUCUCCCGGGGGGGUACGGCGCCUUAGAAGGGGAAGGCAUCUCGGACGAUGUGGGGUCCAACUCCACAUCUACCUCCACCGCCAUCGUCACUUCGACCUUCUCCGACCAGCAGCCCGCCCAGAUUUACACCCAGUACCAGCAGUACCACUACACCCAUCCGCAGCAGCUGGCGGCGGGCACCGGCCCCGAUGCCCUGCAGGCUCUGGUGGUCUCCCUCCCCAGGGAUCGAUGCCAGGAUCCCACGUCUUGCCGGUCGCCCACCCUCUCCACCGACACCAAUCGUAAACGGCUCUAUCGGAUUGGACUAAACCUCUUCAAUGUCAACCCGGAGAAAGGAAUCCACUUCCUGAUCACGCGCGGCUUCGUGCCCGACACGGCCAUCGGCGUGGCUCACUUCCUGCUCCAGAGGAAAGGCCUCAGCAGGCAGAUGAUUGGAGAGUUCCUGGGCAACAGCAAGCUGCAGUUCAACAGAGACGUUCUCGACUGCGUGGUGGACGAGAUGGAUUUCUCGGGCAUGGAGCUGGACGAAGCCCUGAGAAAGUUUCAGGCUCAUGUGCGCGUGCAGGGCGAGGCGCAGAAGGUGGAGCGACUCAUCGAGGCCUUUAGCCAGCGCUACUGUAUGUGUAAUCCUGAUGUGGUGCAGCAGUUCCACAACCCCGACACCAUCUUCAUCCUUGCCUUUGCUGUGGUCCUCCUCAACACUGACAUGUACUCGCCCAACAUCAAACCACAGCGCAAAAUGGGCCUCGACGACUUCAUACGCAAUCUCAGAGGUGUGGAUGACGGAGCAGACAUCCCCAGAGAGAUGGUGGCUGGCAUUUAUGAAAGGAUCCAACAAAGAGAGCUGCGAUCCAAUGAGGACCAUGUCACCUAUGUGAGCCGUGUGGAGCAGUCCAUCCUGGGCCUGAAAACUAUCUUGGCCGUGCCUCACAGACGUCUGGUGUGCUGCUGUCGUCUGUUUGAGGUUCCUGAUGCCAACAAACCUCAUAAACAGAAACUGUCGCAGCUCCAGAGAGAGGUCUUCCUCUUUAACGACCUGCUCUUGAUCCUGAAGCUGUGCCCCAAGAAGAAAAGCUCGGCUUCUUACACCUUCUGCAAAGCCAUGGGUCUCCUGGGAAUGCAGUUCCACCUCUUCAGCAAUGAAUACUAUGCCCAUGGCAUCACCAUGAUGAGCCCGUUUACCUCUGAGAAGAAGCAGCUGGUGAGCUUUUGCUCACCAAGUGGGGAGGAGCUGCGGAAAUUCGCAGAGGAGUUGCGAGAGGCUAUUUCCGAAGUCAACGAGAUGGAGCACAUACACAUCCAGUGGGAACUGGAGAGGCAACAGGGCAUCCAACCUCACAGCAUACAUACGAAUGGCGGCCAAGUGGACGCGCACACGGGGCAAGGAUCCCCGUCAGGUCAACAGGAUGUGUACGAUAAAAGCGGCAACAACAACGCAGUGGAGGUGAGUGCCAAAACCACUCUUGUCUCCCUCAGGCUGCAGACCUACCAACUGAGCCCGCCCGGCGUUGAGUCGAUGCCCCCCCUGGCCCUGACCGCCCCGCCCGCCUUGCUCGACCCCGCCCCGGCCGGGGAACUCCGCCCGGAGACGCUCAUCCAGUGUCAGCAGAUCGUCAAAGUCAUCGUGGUGGACCAGAGCGGGCGGGGCCGCAUGGAGGCCUUCCUCAGCCAGGGCCCGACCGCCCACCAGCUCCUGCGCUCGGCCAUGUCCACGCCCGUCCACGUCCAGGGGGACGGGCCCCAGCCCCCUCUGCCGCCGCCCCCGCCCCCUUACAACCACCCGCACCAGUUCUGCCCGCCGGACUCGCCCAUGCCGCUACACCACACCAUCCCACUCACUCGCAGACGCAAUUCCAGCGGCUCCCGCAGCAUUGUCUGAAUUACUCCCCUCCCUCGCCCCUCCGCCCCCACCCCUACCCCAAAAAAACUGCCACUAUGACCCUCCCGGGACCGACAACAUGGAGUUGUUGGGACACCAUUUUGUUAAGGCAAUCGACAAUUGGCCCGCUCGCUGAAGAUGUCUGUUCCGCGUUUCACCACCUUCGAGACAAAUUCAGACUGCUUGUGCACAGGUGGCACCAAGAUUCAUAUAAAGCAGGGGUGGACAAACUCAGGCGCUCAAGGGCCACGUUUGAUUAUUUAAAAUGAACAGAUGGGCCAGCUCAUUCGUAGUAGACGAGGUGCAAAAAAAAGUUCAGUGUAUGCAAAGCGUGGGAUGGGAAGAUAAUUUGAACUCGUUCUUAAUCUGUUCAAUAUUUCUAAAUGAUUUAAUGAUAAUUCAUUUAUGAAUUGUUUAAUUUAUAUAUAUAUAUAUAUAUAUAUAUAUAUUUAUAUUUAUAUCCAUCCAUCCAUCCAUUUUGAGCCGCUUCUCCUCACUAGGGUCGCGGGCGCGCUGGAGCCUAUCCCAGCUAUCGUCGGGCAGGAGGCGGGGUACACCCUGAACUGGUUGCCAGCCAAUCGCAGGGCACAUACAAACAAACAACCAUUCGCAUGCACAUUCACACUUACGGGCAAUUUAGAGUCUCCAAUUCAUGCAUGGUUUUGGGAUGUGGGAGGAAACCGGAGUGCCCGGAGAAACCCCACGCAGGUACGGGGAGAACAUGCUAUAUAUAUAUAUAUAUAUAUACACACAGCGGCUGAAAUAAAUAUUUAACACGUCACCAUUUUUCUCAUUAAAUAUAUUUCCAAAGGUGCUAUUGACAUGAACAUUUCACUAGAUCCAUCCAUCCAUUUUCUGAGCCGCUUCUCCUCACUAGGGUCGCGGGCGUGCUGGAGCCUAUCCCAGCUAUCAUCGGGCAGGAGGCGGGGUACGCCCUGAACUGGUUGCCAGCCAAAUCGCAGCAUUUCACCAGAUGUUAGUGGAAGUAAUCCAUACAUACAAAGAAAGUAGAACAAAUAAGAUCAGACAUUAAGUUGUGUGUAAUAAUGUGAAAUGACACAGGGAAAAGGUAUUGAACAGAGCAAGUAUUUAUUUAAUACUUUGUACAAAAGCCUUUGUUUGCAAUGACAGCUUCAAGGUGCCUCCUGUAUGGAGAAACUAGUCACAUGCAUUGCUCUGGUGUGAUUUUGGCCCAUUCCUCCACACAAAUCUUGAAGGUUCCGUGAGCUUCUUUUGUGGACCUUGAGUUGCAGUUCUUUCCAUAGAAUUUCGAUUGGAUUCAAGUCAUGUGAUUGGCUGGGCCAUUCUAGCAGCUUUAUUUUUUUCCCUUUGAAACCAAUUGAGAGUUUCCUCGGCAGUAAGUUUUGGAUCAUUAUCCUGAUGAAAUGUCCACCCUCGUUUCAUUUUCAUCAUCCUCGUAGAUGGCAGCGGAUUUCUGUCAAGUAUGUCUCUGUACAUUUGCCCAUUCAUCCUUCCUUCAAUAAUGUGAUGUUCACAGUACCAUUUGCUGAAAAGCAGCCCCACAUCAUCAUGUUGUCACAUCUGAACUCCUCCAAACGUGAUGUGCUUUAUGGCAUCCAAACAGCUCAUAUUUUGCUCUCAUCUGACCAGACUAUAUUCUCCCAGCAUUUAACUGGCUUGUCCAAAUGUUGUUCAGCAAACCUUAUCAUGCUUUUUUUUUUCCCCCCAGCAAUGGCGUGAUGAGCGUGCAUACAGGCCAUGGCGGCAGAGUCCGUUACUCACUGUUUUCUUUGUGACAACAGUACCUGCUAAUUCCAGGUCUUUUUGAAGCUCUCCACAGGUGGUCCUUGGCUCUUGGACAGCUCUUCUGAUUAUUCUUUGCACUCCUCUGACAGAAAUCUUGUGAGGAGCACCUCACCUGAUCGAGGCAAAUUUAUGGUGGUGUGAUUGGCUUCCCCCUCACGUACUAUGCCCCCAACUGUGCUCACUGGAAGAUUCACGAAGCUGAGAUAUGCGCCUGUAACCAAUGCCAUCGUUAUGUUUUGCAGCAAUUAGUUUACGAUGGUCUUGAGACAGCUCUCUGCUCUUACCCAUCAUGAGAUGUGUCUUGGCUCACAAUUUGGCAAUGAGACCUUUUUGUAGGCUAUCAAUUCGGAGUGAACCAGCUGAUAUUCAUUUGCACUAACAAGGGGCUGGAUUGUUAUUUUAUUACUGAUAGAUUUUAGAUGUUGUCUUGGCUGUUCAUGCCUUUUUUCGCCUCCCUUUCUUCAUGUGUUCACUACUUUCGCCCCGUGUCAAUUCACAUUAUUACACACAACUUCUGAUCUUAUCUGUUCUACUUUUGUUGUAUGUAUGGAUUACUUGGGUUGUUCCCAACAUCUGGUGAAGAUUUAAUGUCAAUAGCACCUUUGGAAAUAUAUUUAGUGAGAAAAAUGGUGACGUAUAUAUACCGGGUGUUUGAAAAGUAACUACUUUUAAGUACUUUUUCAUUUAUUUCUGCACUAUAAUUCUUAUAGGAAAUGAACAUGAGAAGAAAGUGUAUUACAUGGUGUUUUAUUUAACAUUCGAUGGAAGAUAUAACUUCUUGUAUUCACCCUUCAAGUUCUCCCAAAGUCGUUAGUUCGGUAGAAUAGACUUGCUCCUUUAAUCAUGGAACAUACACAAAAAUAUUUUGAAAACAUUACAACAUAUGAAUAAAUUCUAAGUAUUUUAAAAUAGGGAGUUACUUUCCAAUCGCCCUGUAUAAAUAUAUAUAUAUAUAUAUAUAUAUAUAUAUAUAUAUAUUACUAAUUAUGUAUUUUAUGUGAAAAUAUUCAAUGAUCAAAUAAUUAGUUCAUUUUUAA
This is a messenger RNA of Phycodurus eques (leafy seadragon), 6414 nucleotides long. It is a transcript of the gene iqsec3b, whose product is annotated as IQ motif and Sec7 domain ArfGEF 3b. Lineage: Eukaryota; Metazoa; Chordata; Actinopteri; Syngnathiformes; Syngnathidae. Gene Ontology annotation, biological process: actin cytoskeleton organization; regulation of ARF protein signal transduction. The coding region runs from base 173 to 3610 and encodes 1145 amino acids. The record is from RefSeq and is a predicted model, not a curated record. Gene Ontology annotation, molecular function: guanyl-nucleotide exchange factor activity; protein binding. The transcript is spliced from 15 exons.